Molecule: messenger RNA, 1001 nt
Organism: Triticum aestivum (bread wheat)
Lineage: Eukaryota; Viridiplantae; Streptophyta; Magnoliopsida; Poales; Poaceae
Exons: 3
Coding region: 368-754 (128 amino acids)
Source: RefSeq, a predicted model, not a curated record
AGCUCGGCCUCCCUUGCCCCCGCCUAUAUAAAGACACCAGAGUCCUCCCGAGCUCACCAGCCUCUUCCACGCCGUCGACUAGACCUUCCUGACCAGUCAAACGAGCUGGAGGAGCUCUCGGUGGCCAUCAUUGCCGCCAUGGCCGCCGCGGCUUUCCUCCUAAAUUGGAGCGAGCCGAGCCCUCUCCCUCGACUCUAGGACCACCAUAUCCCUACACCACACCCCUAGAGCCUCCCCGACGCCCAGCCCCUCCUCUCCGUGGCUCCUCCGUCCUCCCCAAGGUCGCUCGAGCCCCGCCAUUGCCGCCGUCCGCCCCGACCUAGAUCACGCGCUCCCCUGACUUCCCCACCCUCCGUAUGCCGCCUGGAUGGACGCGCCGUUCCUCCCCGAGCACCCCGGUGGCCGGAGCGCCUCGAACGGUGGCCUGUGCCGCCCGGGCACCUCGCCGGAGCAUGCGGCCUCCUCUGUUCUGGAGCCGGCGUCGGGAGGAAGAAGGGAAGGAGCGAGGAGGGGAGAGAGAGAGAUCCGGUGGGCCCCGCUGGCAGUGAGACGGGCGUUGACCCCGUUGCCAGCGUGGAUAAGUGGCGGGUCCCACCUUCCUGCGGGCCCCGCCAGUCAGCCUCACAACCGCCAGCCCCGCGUUGACCUAGCCCCCUCCGAGACAGAACGUUUUCCGGCGAUUCGUUCCGUGGCUUCACCGCACUUCUUCCCGGUGCCUUAUUCAUCCCCAGUUUGCAGGUCAUGCCGGAUUUGAUUGCUUGCUUAUCAUAGUUUCCGUUCAUGCAAGCUAGGAUAAGCGUUCCAGCCAGAGUCCCUGCAAAGUGGAGUUCACCACCAUCGUUGUUGUUCCGCUGCUAGAGUUAUUCCGCUGCUUUGAGUUGUUCUGCUGCUUGCAUAGAGCAACUGAGGAUGGCGUAGUGUCGUCGUACCGAUGUUAUUCAUUGUAAUAUCGGAGACCUUGUAUUCAUAUUCGUGUAAUAAUGGAAAGCUGGUUUGUUCUA